GGGAGGAGGAAGAUAGGAAGAGAGGAGCAGAGGUAGCCUCGUCUUCCUCGGGAUUGGGAGGAACGAGAGAGGCGGGGAGAGAAUGCAGGAACAGGGGGAGAGCUCGCGGCCUUCGAGCAGCGACAGGUCGUCCAGCUCCGGCAACCACAUGGGGCACAAGGAAGGGAUGGAGAGCGACGACGAAAUAGGUACGGUGCCGGAGCUGGGCCUGGGGCCAAGCGGCGCGUCCACGUCCGGCAGGAGAGAAGCCGACGGGCCGGAGCGCGCCCAGUCCUCCACCGCGCAAGGCAGCGCGCGUCGCCGCGGACGCACCCCGGCCGACAAGGAGCACAAGCGCCUCAAGAGGUUGCUGAGGAACCGGGUAUCAGCCCAGCAGGCAAGGGAGAGGAAGAAAGCUUAUUUGGGCGAUCUGGAGGUGAAGGUGAAGGACCUAGAGAAGAAGAAUUCGGAGCUGGAAGAGAGGCACUCCACCCUACAGAAUGAGAACCAGAUGCUCCGACAGAUCCUGAAGAACACCACUGUGAGCAGAAGAGGGCCAAGUGAGGGUCAAUAGCACAGAGGUUGUCAGGGUUCAUUUCCCGUGAAUCAAAGAGGCCCUAGGAUCGAAUAUAGCUGCGUUGAUCGAUCCGAAAAUACAUCACGUCUGGAACUUAAACUGGUUGGAAGCUUUCUGGCCAAAGGAUAACCUAAAAAAACCGGGGGCCUAAACCUGUGUAGAUCUUCACAGAUGUCCCCAUCAUACUCUAUGAAGUUCAGCACCACGUGCUGUGCUUCGUUAAUAAUUUCAGAAAAUUAGUUUUGAGUGAUUUAACAUGUAAUUUGUAUCAUUUUUUAUGUAUCUAAAAGUACGACCCAAACAUUUUAUUGUUGUGCAAUUUGCUUUCUAUUGUAAAAUGGGCACAUCUGGUGUCGGCAAUGCAGCCCUGUCAUGUUGGCUCUUGCAGAUCGACGAUAUAUGUUAUAUGGGUGAACAACUCAGCCCCUUCCAUCA
This is a messenger RNA of Triticum urartu, 991 nucleotides long. RefSeq names its product transcription factor HY5. Gene Ontology annotation, biological process: response to red light; regulation of photomorphogenesis; red or far-red light signaling pathway. The record is from RefSeq and is a predicted model, not a curated record. Gene Ontology annotation, molecular function: DNA-binding transcription factor activity, RNA polymerase II-specific. Lineage: Eukaryota; Viridiplantae; Streptophyta; Magnoliopsida; Poales; Poaceae. Gene Ontology annotation, cellular component: nucleus.